This is a messenger RNA of Mycena citricolor, 293 nucleotides long. The record is from the annotation of a GenBank genome assembly. Lineage: Eukaryota; Fungi; Basidiomycota; Agaricomycetes; Agaricales; Mycenaceae.
CAAAUUGUCAGGCAGCCGAGGCUGACACGGGUGUCUUCCAUGUGCUCGCCGGCUUCGUCGUCGAGCUCCACCGCCUCAUCGAGUCUGCCCUCGAGCUCCGGAUCGUCCUACGCGUCCAAGCGGACACACAUCAACAUCCGGCUCAUCGUUGCGGGCGACCGGCCGACGCUCGAGGGCCCAGUGAUCUCCUCGUCGGACCACCCCGACCGCCGCACGGUGUCGCUCAACGCGCCGUCGGACAUGGACCGCGACGAGCCCGUGAUUGCGUUCAGCACGUCGCACAUCAUCUCGAC